Prunus persica (peach) is the source of this 766-nucleotide messenger RNA. RefSeq lists its product as uncharacterized. The transcript has a single exon. The record is from RefSeq and is a predicted model, not a curated record. The coding region runs from base 137 to 601 and encodes 154 amino acids. Lineage: Eukaryota; Viridiplantae; Streptophyta; Magnoliopsida; Rosales; Rosaceae.
GCCCCCACCACCCUUCAUUUUUCCUAAUCUACAAACUUUCUCAAUUAUUAUUGUUAAGCCUAUAAAUACAAAUGCCUAGCACCACCAAAUACCACAUUAAACUCAAUAUUUCCAAAUCCAAUAUAGCUAAUUAGCAAUGGCAUCAACUUCACUCCUUUCUUCUUCUUCUUCUUCCAUUGUCUCGUUUAACCCAUUUUCAGGCAUAGAUCGACAUCAAAAGCGAGCUGCACGGUCUGCUACAAGGGUAUUUGCGUCAAGCAGAAAAGAAGCGGAUCAUGAGCGGUACCGGCAAAACUUCUAUAGGAGCAGGCUGGUGGAUGAGAACAUGAUUGUUCUGAGGAAAAGGGUUCAUGAGAUGAAGAUGGUGGAGAGGAACUACGAGCCUCCCUCUGACUGGCUCGACUGGGAGAAGCGCUAUUACACCACCUACGAUUCUUCUAUAUGCCAACUCAUGGGUCUCUUGCAGUCUCAGUUGAUGAACACCAGACCAAGCUUCGCUUUGGCAACCAUGGCUUUGAUCAUCUUGAGCCUGCCCACCUCAACACUUUUGCUUUUCUUCCAUUUACUUGAUCUCACAAAGGGGGUCCUAACUCUUAACUAGCUUCCAUAAUUAUAUCCAUGCGUAGAAUUAAUUAUGUAUUGCCUUUUUUCGAGUUGUUUUCUUCUUAAGCGCUCCUCCUGUAUAUACAUAUACAUUCUUGAACAGUUGACCGAAACAGUGUGUCCAUCCUUUUGCAUCCAAGUUGGAAUCAAUCACCUUACAAGA